Messenger RNA from Syngnathus acus (greater pipefish), 1323 nucleotides. RefSeq lists its product as uncharacterized. The record is from RefSeq and is a predicted model, not a curated record. Bases 255 to 1274 code for a protein of 339 amino acids. NCBI's taxonomy places the organism in Eukaryota, Metazoa, Chordata, Actinopteri, Syngnathiformes, Syngnathidae. The transcript has 4 exons.
AAUGAGGGGAAAAAAUACUAUUCAAACCACAGCAUCCAAGAAUCAGCCGACACAAUUGAAUUCCAAUACUCCGAGACCCAUAAUCAACCCAGGAAGAUCGUGAAUUCACGCAGGAGCGCGUUAGCUCUUUAUCGGCCACCGUACUUAGGAGAUGCUAGCUAGCAAGCGUGCUGUGUUUAUCUAGCGAGGGAGUCGAACUCCAGUUCCCCCUUUAUGUCAAACUAAUCUGCUAGUAUUGUGCGGGGUGGGGGGCAAUGUCGAACUUUCGCUACUUGUCAUUGCCGCAUAGGGACGUAGGCUCGAGGAAAAUUCGUUAUCUUUACUUGGCAAACGAAUCGGCUUUCACACUUACAGACUGUCACCAAAAGGAGUCGGUACCUCUUUUUCUAGGUGCCGACCUCUUGGCCAAAACGGAUGUCCGUUCCGAGAACCAUCCCAGGCAUCACGCUAAGUUUGCCAGAAAAGGCCUCGCCACCAAAAUUCACUUCUCUUCUGCCUUCAGGUUGCGCGGCUUGAAGGUGGCUGCGUCCAGCAACGGCUUGUGGUUCUACACCAUUCACGGGCUUUUCCGCAUUGCCUUUGAGAUGUAUGCCAAGCGGGAGCAGCUGCUGGUCGUGGAAAACUUCCAGGAUGCGUGGAAAUCUCAGAUGAGCGACAGCCUGCUGAAGACCAGUUACAGCCUGUGCGCGCAGCUAGACCCAUUGGACAGCGGGAGUGAAGUGCCAGAUAAACAAUCACCCAAGCGGCCGGACAACACGAGUCGAGACGUUGCAACGGAUCACGCUUACUCCAUGCAGCGGAGCUCUCAAAGCACAUCUCAAUUUGGGAAUAAGCUCCAGAGUCUGAGUGACAAAGUGGCAGCCAAAAAGUUCACGGAGCAUAACCUGGAACUGGCCCUGUUCCUUCUGGAGCACGCCGAGCGCUGCCUGGACGAGACGGCGGAGGGGCGAGAUGCGGCCGAGGUGGCGCUGGCGGACUGGCUGGGGCGCCGCUUCGCCGCGGCCCACGCUGACAUAAGCCGGCGGGUCGAGGCCUUCAAGGAGCGCCACAUCCAAAGGAUCGGGGAGCUGCCGCCUGCCGAGGAGCUGGCUGUGCAGCUGUUCCCCGACGCCAUGAGGACGCUGCUGCUGAAUUGGAUGGGGCUGAGUCAGGAGGAGGACUUGGCCGAAAGGCAAAGUCAGUAUCCCAUCCUGCUCCUCAUCUUGGAGUUUGCCAACCACAACCUCAUCACUGGCGUUGCACAUGUGCUCUACUCCACUCUCAUUUGCAAGUAGGUUGUCUCAUUGGAUUGCAAAGGGAUAGAAGGAAAUUUAAACAUUUAUU